GAUGCGCAGCUUCGAUUCCGGAAGAUCAAAGCUGUGGCCCUUGGUUGGCCCAGUCCCCCUGCGAGCCCCCAAGCGAAGCACUGCAGGCCUCUGUUCCUAACGGCCGAUCCGUCCCAAGGAUGGCCUACAUCAGUGACGACUCCCUGGUCCCUUGUGGGCAAGACAGAUACAUCUCAAGAAAUGAGCUGUUGCUACACCUGAAGACGUACAACCUGUACUACGAAGGUCAGAACUUGCAGCUGCGGCACAGGGAGGAAGACGGAGAAUUCAUCGUGGAGGGGCUGCUCAACAUCUCCUGGGGGCUGCGCAGGCCCAUCCGCCUCCAGAUGCAGGACGACCACCAGCGCAUCCGCCCCCCGCCCUCCUCCUCCUCCUGGCACUCCGGCUGCAACCUGGGGGCACACGGGUCUGUCAUAAAACCCACGAACUUACCAGACAUUCAGGUCUCGGACGCAUCAUCCGGCGCUGAUGGUGAUGACAGAGAUCUCAAACCCCAGCAGGAAGAUGUCCCUCAGCUGAUGCGCACACGGAGUGAUGUCGGCGUGCGCCGGAGAGGAAAUCUCCGCACCCCGAGCGAGCAGCGGCGGAUCAGACGCCACCGGUUCUCCAUCAACGGGCAUUUCUACAAUCACAAGACCUCCGUGUUCACUCCGGCGUAUGGCUCCAUCACAAAUGUCCGGAUAAACAGCACCAUGACGACGCCACAGGUCCUGAAGCUGCUGCUCAACAAGUUUAAGAUCGAGAACUCAGCUGAGGAAUUUGCCCUGUACAUUGUUCACACCAGCGGAGAAAAGCAGAAGCUAAAGGCCACGGAUUACCCGCUGGUUGCCCGGAUCCUGCAGGGGCCGUGUGAACAGGUCUGCAAGGUUUUUCUGAUGGAGAAGGACCAGGUGGAAGAGGUCACCUAUGACGUUGCUCAAUACAUUAAAUUUGAAAUGCCUGUCCUGAAAAGCUUCAUCCAGAAACUGAAAGAGGAAGAAGACCGUGAAGUGAAAAAACUGAAGCGCAAGUACUCGGUUCUGCGCCUGAUGAUCGAGCAGCGCUUGGGCGAAAUUGCGGAAGGCCGAGUCACAAUGUAGGCAGACGAUUCUUUGAGGGCUCGGCCACCGCCGGCAUCCGAAGCAGAAGCUGCCCGGAGGAUUCUGGCUUACGUGGCGGAUGUCCUUCCAUGAGCACCGAGCGCUCUUUGCUGGGACGGGGCUUGGAGAGCGAGCCGGCUUUGCCCAAAGGCUUUCCUUUUUCCCGGGGACUGAGGGGAAACUCAGCCGGGGGCCAGUCAAAUACCUCAGCGAGCAGAGCUGCCGUCGUGUUCUCAGCCUGCGCAGAAGCUGCUGGAGGCUCCCGGUUCGCAGCUGCCCCCGGAGACCGGAAUCCCAGGCUAGCGGGAACCCCAGCCUGCUUCCAGCAGCCCGGUCCUUUGAUUUGUUUAGCAGGGUUAACUUGUUGGCCAGAGCUUGUUCCUGUUUUUCCAGCCCGUCAUCUUUGCCUGCAAGGAAGUGGCCUAGUUCUCCCACAAAGGGAGACCAUGGUUUAUUUCACUCGUGAUCAAUCCAUGGUUUGUUGCUUUACCAGGGUCUGUCUGGCAGAUGAUCAGACAAAUGGUGCUGAGCUUCCCCCACAUUCCUGACACUGUUGUGACACUGGCAGCUGCUGUGGGGCACGGAUCCUGCCCUCGCCCUGCUCAGCCUGUGGAAACAACUCUCAGCAAUCUGCAGUUUUAACCUGUGCUUUAAACUAUGCAGCAUUCACAACCCGACAGCAAAGCAUGGAUUCUCUUUCUGGGUUGUUUGUGGCUAAUGCACCAUGGCUUGCUAAUGUGCAUUCAAGACCCCAAACUGUAGGCUAUGGUCACUUGCAAAGCAGGCCACUGGGGCAGCUUGUCCAUGGGGCAUCCUGCCCUCUUGGCAUUUGGGUGUUGGGGCGCAAUAGUAAAGGCCUCGCUGCAGUUCCGAGCCCUGGUUGACUGGCCCCUCCUGCCCCCUGGCCUGGCCUGGCCUGGCCGCUCUUGUGCCCUGCUUCUGUGGGAGCCUUGGACCGACUGACCUCCCUCCCUCCCACCCACCCAU
Molecule: messenger RNA, 2066 nt
Organism: Varanus komodoensis (Komodo dragon)
Lineage: Eukaryota; Metazoa; Chordata; Lepidosauria; Squamata; Varanidae
Gene: RASSF2
Product: Ras association domain family member 2
Exons: 11
Coding region: 120-1079 (319 amino acids)
Biological process (GO): signal transduction; positive regulation of JNK cascade; regulation of non-canonical NF-kappaB signal transduction
Cellular component (GO): nucleus; cytoplasm
Source: RefSeq, a predicted model, not a curated record